Messenger RNA from Larimichthys crocea (large yellow croaker), 3027 nucleotides. RefSeq names its product dachshund homolog 2. The transcript is spliced from 12 exons. The record is from RefSeq and is a predicted model, not a curated record. Gene Ontology annotation, biological process: regulation of transcription by RNA polymerase II. Gene Ontology annotation, molecular function: RNA polymerase II cis-regulatory region sequence-specific DNA binding; DNA-binding transcription factor activity, RNA polymerase II-specific. Bases 202 to 1956 code for a protein of 584 amino acids. Gene Ontology annotation, cellular component: nucleus; transcription regulator complex. NCBI's taxonomy places the organism in Eukaryota, Metazoa, Chordata, Actinopteri, Sciaenidae.
GAGAGGUGGAGAGAGGCAGGUGUCGUACAAAGAGAGAGAGGUAGAGAGACCUCCAGACAGAACAGGAUAGAGUCAGAGAGGGAGCUGAGGGUCGUCAGUCCCAGUGGCGGGAACAGAGAGAGGCAAACUGCGGGGAAAUCACAGAUGAAAAGAAACUAAAAGAGAAUAAACUCACUCUUCUUCUCUCUUUUCUGCUCUAACAUGGCGGGAUCCUCCAAUACCCCUCUGUCCCGGACCUCCACCCCGCCCACCGACUCUCUCUUCCACUCUGACGCGCCCUAUAGCGCUCCCAACCUGGCCAGCUCCCCGCACCUCCCCGCUGCUCGCCUGGCCGGAGCUUUCCUGAGCGGCAGAGUCCCCGUCAGUGUGAACGGGACGAGCGGCGGAGGCGGCGCGGCUCCUUCGCACACCGAGUGUAAGAUGGUGGAAGUUCACGGCGUGAAGGUGGCUUCGUUCACGGUGAACGGCGUGGAGCUGAUCUGCCUCCCGCAGGUGUUCGAGCUGUUCCUGAAGCACCUGGUGGGCGGACUGCACACCGUCUACACUAAGCUGAAGCGGCUGGACAUCAGCCCGGUGGUCUGCACCGUGGAGCAGGUGCGCGUCCUGCGGGGGCUCGGCGCCAUCCAGCCCGGAGUCAACCGCUGCAAGCUCAUCACCAGGGCCGACUUUGAGACGCUGUACCGGGACUGCACCAACGCCAGCUCUCGACCAGGUCGUCCUCCGAAGCGAACCCUGGGCGUGACCACGAUGACUGACGGCUCCAGACUCCUCCCACAUGGUUUGAUAAGCCCCGCCCUGCUGUCACAAACAGGUCUGACGGCGGCGGCGAUGGCCGAGGCUCUGAAGCUGCAAAAGAUGAGGAUGAUGAUGGGUUUCCAUGGCAACUGCGACCAGCAGCGACAUCACAAUGGAGCCGAGUCAGAGAACGACGACACAGGAGGCAGUGAAGGAUCCUGGGAGAAGGAGCAGCGCCUCCUCUCUCCUCCUCCCUCCUCAGUUGUGGUGCCUCCUCCUGGUUCUGCUUCUCUCCACCUCAACACUUUGCAGCAACACAGCACGCUAUUGGCCAACCGUCUGUCAGACCUUCCAUUUAUGGUCAUGCCACACCCCCUCCUCCCUGUUGGCCUGCCCCCUGCCAGUGUUGCCAUGGCAAUGAACCAGAUGAGUCAGCUGAGCAGUUUGGCAAACGUGGCUGCUGUGUCACACUUUCAGAGAGAAGAGAUCAAGGAGUCUCCUCUGGGAAGCCCCUCCCCCUGCCCCUCCCCCAGUGAUGAUGAGCUCCACCCCCAAGAGCCAACCAGCCAAUCACCUUCCAGGGCAUCUUCAUCAUCCUUCUCAUCACCGCCUCCUGCAGCGCACACACCGGAGCUAGAUUGUGAGAUCGCAGAGCAAGAAAACAACAUGAAAAAGGUGUUGAAAGAAAAAGAUGACAGCCUGUUGCCACUCCCCCUCCUCAAACCGGCCUAUGAGAAGCUGCCGCUCACCUCUCAGCCGCUGUCAAUCAACCACGCGAACCCCACCUUCACUCCAUUUCUGUUGGCUGAGGGUCUGUCGUCCAUGGAGACGCUACUGACCAACAUACAGGGUCUCCUGAAGGUGGCGGUGCAGAGCGCUCGAUCUCAAGACAAACAAAACCAGAUGGAGAGGAAAGAGUUAAAACUGGAGCUUGAGAGAGAGAGAGACGCCCGACAGACGCUCCAGAGACAGCUGAGCUCUGAACUACAGACCAGAGUGACGAUCCAGAGGAGGCUGAAGAAGGAGAAGAAGGCAAAGAGGAAGCUGCAGGAGGCGUUAGACUUUGAGUCGAGGAGGAGAGAGCAGGUGGAGAGAGCUCUCAAACACUCCGACUCCCUCACAGACGCAGUGAAUCCUGAGAGCGAACUGGAGAACAAACAGCAGGAAAACUCUGCAACUCAAGAGAAGCGACCGUUCAUCAAAGCUCCGCUCCUCUUCUGAGCAGGAGGGAUGAAGCGAUGAAGAGGAGGAAGAACUGGACCUCCUGAACCAGAAGAAAAGAAAAGACAAGGAACAAGAAGAGGAACUAAAUAUUAAAAGUCCCAUCAGCCACUGCUUCCUGUUUUUCAUUCAACUAUUAUUAUUAUUAUGAUUAUUAUUAUUAUUAUUGGAAAAAGAGAAGGCUUGGAUACCCUGAGGGGUCACAUGACCAUCUGUGGUGUCAUCAGCUGAAUCCCAAUCCCCGCCCUGCUGGAUCUGAACUGGUUUUAACAAACAAACUGGACUGGAAACUGCUGGAAACAGGUGCUGAUAGUUCCCACCUGUAGGGGGCGGAGUCAAACCUGAAUGUGUAUUUAAUGUUUCUUUACUGCUGUAAAACUUUAAUUAGCAUUUGGUACUUAGACCUGAUACAAGUUGUAAUGCUUGUACUACCUGCAGUAGUUACUGUUCAUUUGUUGGGAUUCUCGAUGUAAUAAGUAACCUUAACGAGCUCAGACGUUUAGCAAUUUUAAUUCCAUCCAGAAAAUGUUGCUGAUGUCAGGAGUGACGUCACCCUUACCUGUGUGGCAUUGUGACAUCACAGGGUGGGCGGGGUCAUAAGGUCAGCAACAUGGUUAACGAGCUGUGGUAACAAGGCAGCAGUGAUGAGUUGAUAAGUUUGUCCUGUUUUUAUUUUGCAGAUCAGUAAACUGUACAGUGUUUCAUCACCAUCGUUAUUCUAACUAAUUAUUAUAAUUAAUUUUUAAAAUGUAAAUACUGAACAGAAGAACAUGAACUUUGUGUUUUACAAACAUUUCCCAUACAGCAGAGACAAGAUUUUCUAUUAGCGUUAAUCUGAACCGGCACAUUAAUGUUUUGUUUUUUAAGUCCAGUUACUGAACGAGUUUUAAUGUUAUGAACGAAUAAGAAACCUGAUGGCAUCGUCCUGCUCCUGAGACGUGAUUGGCUGAUUUAACUUUGUUUGUUCACAAAAAAAUAAAUCUAUGUUAUGUUAUGUUAUACAGACGUGAUACAAAUAAAUCUAUAAACACAAGAAGAAGAAACUGUUGAUCAAUAAAUCUUUAACAUAAA